CAUCUUCUUCACAACAAUCUCUAGCUUUAUUCUAUCUACAGCUAGCUACAAUGGGUUACUCUUCUUUGCUCUCUUUAAGUCUUGGCCUUCUUCUUCUAUUUAAUUGCAGUUUUGCUCAUAUAGAACAGGUCGUAAAUUCACAGCAGCAGCAACGCUACCAGACUCAAUGUCAAAUCCAGAACCUGAAUGCUCUUGAGCCCCAGAGAAGGAUUGAAUCUGAGGCUGGUGUGACGGAGAUCUGGGACCAGAAUGAGGAACAACUACAAUGUGCUAACGUUGCUGUGUUCCGUCACACUAUUCAGAGCAGAGGCCUCUUGGUCCCUUCAUAUAACAACGCUCCUGAGCUUAUCUACGUUGUCCAAGGAAGGGGCAUUCAUGGAGCUCUAUUCCCGGGCUGCCCUGAGACAUUCCAAGAAGAGUCAGAGUCACGGAGAUGGUCAGGAGAACAACAUCAAAAGGUCAGGCAUAUCCGGGAAGGUGAUGUCAUUGCAUGGCCAGCAGGAGUUGCUCACUGGAUUUAUAACAAUGGCCAGUCCAAGCUUGUUUUGGUUGCACUUGCAGACGUUGGCAAUUCUGAAAACCAGCUCGAUCGGUACUUUAGGAAAUUUGUCCUGGGUGGAAGCCCUCAACAAGAAAUUCAAGGUGCUAGUCAGAGCCAGAGCCGGAGAGGAAGAAGCCAGCAGGGACCGAAAGGCAACGGUGUGUUGAGCGGCUUCGCCGAGGAGCUACUGGCACAAGCUUUCAACAUUGACACUCGGCUAGCCAAAAGACUGCAGCAGGAAGAGAAGAGGCAGAGGGGCAUUAUUAUCCGAGCUCGAGAGGACCUUCCGGUACUAACACCACAGAGUCAAGAACAAGAACGAGAAUACGAAGAAGAAAGAGAGCGAACACGUAGAAAUGGAGUAGAAGAAACCUUCUGCACAAUGUCACUGAAGCACAACAUCAAUGACCCAUCACGCACUGACAUCUAUAACCCACGUGGUGGACGCGUCACAAGCAUCAACGAGUUGAACCUUCCCAUCCUCAGAUACCUCCAACUCAGUGCUGAGAGAGGAGUACUUUACAGAAAUGCUAUCCUGGCACCUCACUGGAACAUGAAUGCCCACAGCGUGGUUUACAUCACAAGGGGCAGUGCCAAGAUUCAAAUCGUCUCAGAGAAUGGAGACUCAGUAUUCGAUGAGGAAAUUCGUGAGGGUCAGCUGGUGGUGGUUCCACAGAACUACGCAGUGGUGAAGAAAGCCAACAGCGAGAGAUUCGAGUGGGUAGCAUUCAAGACCAAUGAACGGGCCCAGAUAAGUCAGCUGGCUGGAAGUGCUUCAGUGAUUAGAGGGUUGCCAUUGGAUGUUAUAAAGAACUUAUUUGAUAUCUCCAGAGAAGAUGCGCAAAGAUUGAAGGAGAACAGGGCUGAGAUUACAAUUUUCGCCCCAGAAUCAAGGUCACAGCGAGAGAGCCAAAGAGAGAGGGAGAGGGAGAGGGAGAGGGAGCGAGAGGAGAGGCAGAGACAGUGAGUUCAGUGAGUUAAGCGUCUGAACCUACAAAAUAUGUACAGAGGUUAAGAAAUAAUAAAGCCCCUAGUACGAACGGGCUUCAAGAACUUGAUAGAGUGUAUGUAAGUUCUAUGGCCGACUUCAAUAAUGAAAUAUAAGUUUUCUCCGGCAAUCAAAACAAA
Messenger RNA from Mangifera indica (mango), 1669 nucleotides. Its product is annotated as legumin B-like. The transcript is spliced from 4 exons. Gene Ontology annotation, molecular function: nutrient reservoir activity. The record is from RefSeq and is a predicted model, not a curated record. Bases 51 to 1508 code for a protein of 485 amino acids. NCBI's taxonomy places the organism in Eukaryota, Viridiplantae, Streptophyta, Magnoliopsida, Sapindales, Anacardiaceae.